CGAUGGACGACGCCUUCGCAAGGUUCGCUAACGAACCUGGCACUUGCAUGCACCGUGUAAAGCCAGAGUUCGACAGUUCCCUUGCACUCAGAUCACCUGACCGUGUGCCUCUACAAAUACCCCCAACCACCCCGUGCGUCUCUUCCACCCAAGCUCCAAUCACACAGAAAAAAAGUUUACAACUUACGAGCCGCAGCAUCCAGUAGUUAUUCAGUGUGAGUGAUCGGCCAUCCGGACAUGGCGAGUUCUCGUGGUGGCGUGGCACGGCUCCUGUGCCUGGCCAUGGCGGCAGCCGCGGCGAGCGCGGCCCAGUUCCGGGUCGGCGAGCAGCGAGGCUGGAGCGUGCCCGACGGCGGCGCCGAGCCUUACAACUCCUGGGCCGGCAGGAUGCGCUUCGUGAUCGGCGACCAGCUCCUGUUCGUGUACCCGAAGGGGUCGGACUCGGUGCUUGUGGUGGACGCGGGCGCGUACGGGUCCUGCAACACGACGGCGUACACCGCCAAGUUCGAGGACGGGAACACGGUGGUGACGCUCGACCGGUCCGGGCCGUUCUACUUCAUCAGCGGCAACGAGGCUGGUUGCAAGGCCAACCAGAAGCUCGAGGUCGUCGUCCUCGCCGCCGCCCACACCCCGCCGCCCGCCCCCGUCUCGCCGUCCCCUUCGUCCAUGCCGCCGUCUCCCGCGUCGCCUCCUUCUUCCAUGACGCCGCCCAUGGCGAGCCCGCCGUCGCCGGGUCCUUCUUCCAUGACGCCGCCCAUGGCGAGCCCGCCGUCGCCGGGUCCUUCUUCGGCUCCGCCCAUGCCGGCUCCUGCAGCCGGCCCGGGGGCGUCCGCGCCAGCUCCGUCUCCGACGGGCGCGGCGGCUCCGGCGGACUCGCCGCCGGCGCCGGGGUCGCCGUCGUCGUCGUCUUCGCCGGACGGCCCUGGAGGCCCGGCAAGCCCGCCUGGGGGUUCGCAGGGAGCGGGGUCGACGCCGGGCAGCGGGGCGGCUUCCGUGACGGCGGGGAUUCUCGGCGCGUUGGCGGCGGGAGUUGGCUACGCGAUGCUUGCCGUCUGAGUGGAGUGGAUCUGUUUUGUCACUGUGUAGUGGUGAUUAUUGUGCAGAGGGUUUAUUACCUUUGUGUGGUGUAUUUGUCUUGCAUUGGGUGGAAUAAUAAUUAUGAGACACGUUCGUGAUUGUAUAUCUAUGUAGACGAACUUGGGAGUAUUUUCUGCGGGAA
Molecule: messenger RNA, 1219 nt
Organism: Brachypodium distachyon (stiff brome)
Lineage: Eukaryota; Viridiplantae; Streptophyta; Magnoliopsida; Poales; Poaceae
Product: early nodulin-like protein 1
Exons: 2
Coding region: 238-1056 (272 amino acids)
Cellular component (GO): plasma membrane
Molecular function (GO): electron transfer activity
Source: RefSeq, a predicted model, not a curated record